CCUCGGAGGUACUCUGGUUACCGCGACGCGAUUGACGACCAUACCUUUUGUUGACUGCAGCAGAGCCUGAUUCUUUCAUAAUUUCUUCGGUCUUGACGCCGACUCUCGAUUUUGCUUCUUGCAGCGGUCUAUCUAUCCUGCUUUCCCGCACCGUGUAUCCUGUCUUGCAUUGGGAAUUGACCACCGAUAUCCGGUCUUACGAUACAAGAUGUCUCUCACCAACCUCUCCCACGUUAUCUCCCACCUGAACAAUGUCACCAAGGCUCGCCUCGGUCUCACCUCGAUCCCCAACACCAAGCUACACCUGAAGCUCUGCCUUGCGCUGCAAAAUGACGGAUUCAUCUCUACCGUUGUUCGUGGCGGUCCAACUCCCCCGGCUCCGCAUCAGCUCCUUGGCCACCCCAGCUCCGAGGACAUCGAACCUGUGACCCAAGCGAACAUCGCCUCCAGACGCCUCUGGCUCGGAUUGAAGUACUGGCGCAGCGAGCCGGUUCUGGGCAAGAUGAAAAUGAUCAGCACGCCCAAACGGAGAGUUACCGCCAAGCUCGAAGUCCUCCGGCGCGUAGUCCAAGGCCACAACACCCCCUAUAUCGAGGGUCUGCGGUCGCCGGGUGAGAGCUUGUACAUCUCGACGGAUAAGGGCAUCAUGGAGGCGAGAGAGUGCGUUGAAAAGAAGAGUGGCGGUCUGGUCCUGUGCCGGAUCAG
Molecule: messenger RNA, 705 nt
Organism: Aspergillus uvarum CBS 121591
Lineage: Eukaryota; Fungi; Ascomycota; Eurotiomycetes; Eurotiales; Aspergillaceae
Product: mitochondrial 37S ribosomal protein uS8m
Exons: 2
Biological process (GO): translation
Cellular component (GO): mitochondrion; ribosome
Molecular function (GO): structural constituent of ribosome
Source: RefSeq, a predicted model, not a curated record